AUGUCCUCCAGCCAUUUUACCAUAGAAGACUGCAGAAAUAAGAUUAAAUAUACUGGCUUCAGGGACAGACCACAUGAAGAAAGACAGGCCAGGUUUCAGAAUGCCUGCCGGGAUGGACGGUCUGAGAUAGCUUUUGUGGCCACAGGAACCAAUCUGUCUCUCCAGUUUUUUCCGGCCAGCUGGCAGGGGGAGCAGCGGCAGACACCAACCCGAGAGUAUGUUGACUUUGAAAGAGAGGGAGGCAAGGUCUACUUAAAAGCACCUAUGAUUCUUAAUGGUGUUUGUGUUAUUUGGAAAGGCUGGAUAGAUCUCCAAAGACUGGAUGGCAUGGGCUGCCUAGAGUUUGACGAAGAGCGGGCACAGCAGGAGGAUGCACUGGCACAGCAGGCGUUUGAAGAAGCUCGGCGAAGAACUCGUGAGUUUGAGGACAGAGAUCGGUCUCAUCGGGAAGAAAUGGAGGCAAGAAGACAACAAGACCCUAGUCCCGGAUCAAACCUAGGAAGUGGUGAUGAUCUGAAACUACGUUAAAAGAAGUGACCAAUGAGCAACACAUGCUUUUUAAUCUGGGCAAAUGAUCAAAUUAAAUGACCAGAAACUGUGAUAACUGGGUAUAUACGAUAGUCUAUUCCCUGACCUGCGGCAGCCAAACUAUCAUGUACUGCCAUGGUUUGCACUAUGUUUGUGUUACAAUACCUGCAUUUCUGUUCUUUAAGCCUGUCGCCAGUGCAAAUUUGAGAUUCUUGUUUUUCUAUGCAAGCUUAUAAUUUUGUUGGCACUAUUUUAGUGAAGUCAGAACUUUA
Messenger RNA from Gekko japonicus, 800 nucleotides. RefSeq names its product core-binding factor, beta subunit (gene CBFB). Gene Ontology annotation, biological process: regulation of transcription by RNA polymerase II. Bases 1 to 528 code for a protein of 175 amino acids. The record is from RefSeq and is a predicted model, not a curated record. The transcript has 6 exons. Gene Ontology annotation, cellular component: core-binding factor complex; nucleus. NCBI's taxonomy places the organism in Eukaryota, Metazoa, Chordata, Lepidosauria, Squamata, Gekkonidae. Gene Ontology annotation, molecular function: sequence-specific DNA binding; transcription coactivator activity.